Molecule: messenger RNA, 903 nt
Organism: Puccinia triticina
Lineage: Eukaryota; Fungi; Basidiomycota; Pucciniomycetes; Pucciniales; Pucciniaceae
Exons: 9
Coding region: 1-903 (300 amino acids)
Cellular component (GO): membrane
Molecular function (GO): signaling receptor activity
Source: RefSeq, a predicted model, not a curated record
AUGAAACGGCCGACAAAGACUCUGGCAUUUGCAGAGCUCCAAGCAUGGCGUCAAGAUAAUCCGUAUAUCCUCACGGGCUAUCGGCCUAAUUUGCCUAGUAUGGCAGCCUGCCUGAAGUCUAUCUUCGCAUAUUUUCACAACGAAACAGUCAACAUUCACACUCAUUUAUGGGGCGCAGUCGCAUUCUGCCUGUUGAUAUUUUCGCUGAGCCAGCCCUCACAAUACAUCCCAUGGGGGCUUCGAGGCCUCCUGGAUGGCUCCAAGCUGGCGAGCUCGGUCACGUGGAAAGACACCUUCGUUUUCGGGACCUUCUUCCUCACCGGAAUGUCGUGCCUCGGCUUCAGCGCUCUGUUCCAUACGUUUUCCUGCCAUAGCCAUAAAGUCUGCUCCACCUUUGGUCGAUUGGACUACAUUGGGAUCGUUUGGUUAACUGUUGGCUCCUUUUACCCAUCCAUAUACUACGGCUUUUUCUGUCAUGGGAAGGUGAUCGCCACUUACUUAAUCAUGAUAACUACCCUGGGUGCCUUUGCUACCUACACAGUAGUCUCUCCUAACUAUCGCUCUAACAGUGGUCGCCGCGAUCGUACGAUUGUAUUCGUUGCUCUAGGUCUCAGUGGUAUCUUUCCAGUAACACAUGGAAUUAUUUCGCAUGGCUUACUAGAUGCAGCCAACAGAGUCGGGCUAUGGUGGCUCCUGGGCUCGGGAGCCAUGUACAUCCUCGGGGCGGUAUUUUAUGCCGAACGAUUUCCUGAACGGCUGAUUCCAGGAAAGUUCGACCUCAUGGGCUCCAGUCAUCAGAUAUUCCACACGCUCAUCCUAAUUGCUGCUGGAAUGCAUUACAUGUCGGUCUUGAAGGCAUUUCAGUUUGCCCAUAAUCCGGCCAACUCCAGUUGUCUAUUGUAA